GGAGGUCGGUGGUUCGAUAUCGUACCCAAUUGUCAUGGUGAACCGGACCACCACCACCCCUUUCUAUAUCACAAUCCCAGAGACCUAGGGUUCGAAAGUUCUUCGCUUCAAUAGUCUUCCAGAACUCGUAAUCUCUGUUCGAUUUCACCUAAUUCAAACUCGAGAAAGUUCUAAUUGAUCGCAAUUCUUUGCAGAAUGAAUAAACCCUCAUAAACUGCAUGAUGGAUGUCAAGGCAUACACGUUGGGGCAGGUAUGCAACCAGGUUGCAAGCCAGUUUGUGAGCAAUGAUUCACACCUUCCCCAGCUGCGUGAGAUUGAUUUUCAUCAACACUCCAUACAUGGAGAUUCUCUAGCUGAUUGGUACAAGGAUCCUAGAAUGAGUCAUGUUAAUGAAUUUUUCAAGAAUAAGACUACCAAACAUUCUAUGCAGAAAACAAACCGUGAGUGGGGACAGUGGACAUCUGGUCAUGUUCGUGUCUCUCAAAGUCAGCUAUCUGUUGAUGGUGCUUCAAAGGAGUGCAUGAACCAGAAGAUACCGCCUCGUCGAUUGCAAUUGCAAAACAUGAUCCAGCAUGAAAUAUCUGGUGCUAGCUUCUCCAGUCAAGUAGCCCACUGUCUUACAUCCCCGUUUGUCAACUCAAAUUCACCAUACCCUGUGGUUGAUUACUCCAUGGUUGUUUGGAAUAACAGUAACACAUUGCAGACCAAUAAUGUUAAUGACUCUAGCUUCUUUGAAGGUAGAUCAUUUGGCUCUUCCAAGGGAUCUCCUUGUGAUGGUUAUAACCGGGGAGUUGCCACUACAUUCAUGGGCACAAGGCAUGUUGCUAGUGGGAUGGUUCCUUCUCCUGAGAAAAUCUCAUCCAUCACAGCAUGUUCUGAUGCGGAUAUGCAUUCUGAUACUGGACCUUUUGAUGGUGCACCAACUUUUCCUAGUAGUAGCUUACUAUCUGAGUCAUCAUCAGAAAACUAUGUCCAACAGAAGCAUCUUAAUGAGGGUGAGUUGAAUUUGAUCAAACAUGAAGGUUUCAUGGAGAAUAAUCAGAAUGUUUAUUCGGAGAGGGUUCCAUUAUUUUUUAGGGAAAACUUGGAGUUACCUUUUCCAGACUUGCAGAACCUGCAGAAGGAUGCACAGAGGAUUCCUGAAGCAUCUGAUAUUUUUCCUCGUGCAAAUUUAGAUAUUUCAAAACCAACUUGUGAGGAUUUAUUGGAACCCAAGCUGCAGAUGCCAGGGUCUCAUCAGUUCCAUCAGCAGCACCAAGAUGAACGUUUGAAUGAGAUAGCGCCGCGGAAAACGUCUAAACAGUUGUAUCUUUGUUCAGAACAAUCACAUGGUGUUAAACAUGUUUCUUCAGAAAGUUAUGCAAUCCUUUUUGGUCCAACUGGAGCUGCCAAAGUUGUGCAUUCAAGUGAUCUAACGUUUAAAACAAUUCUAGUUUCUUAUAUGAACUACAAGAGAAUGAAUGUAGAUGGAAAUCAAGUUUCCUUUAUGAAACAUAUGCAUGCGACAUUAUGUAAUGAGAGCACAUGCUACUGUGACCAGUAUUCUGAACUAGUUUCCCAUUUUGAUAACUGUCAUUGUUGGGAGUGCAACAUAUGCAAGCCUGUCCGAAGGUUUUGUGUUACUGGUAAACCUCUCGGGGGAUCUAGAAAACAAGGAAAAGUUCACUUUGAGGGUUCCUGUGACACAGAUUUUAGUUGUACUCCUGUCCCUACUGAAGAUAAUCUGCCUCCUCCUAAACGUCUGAAGAUAGGGAAUCCUGGUUCCUUAGAAACUGGUGUUUCUUAUGUAGUUGCCUCUUCAAAGAAUCAACCUUGUGAACCUGAAAAACUCUCACACUUGCAGCAAUUGCCUGAUGCUCCUGUAUCAAAUAAUUUAGAUGAAAUGGAGAUUAAAAUGGGAGUGUCAACUCCCCUUCAAGACUCCAUAAGCACUGCUAGUUCAAGUAGGAAUAAUGUUACAGAAACUGCACAGAGGUCUGACUUAAAGGGUACACCCAUUCAUCCUGAAGAGUUCAUUGGUUGUUCUAAAGAAGGGGAGACAGCCCAUGAGUGCAUUAGUGAGGUUAGAAACAAUGUCAUGGAUAAUUUUAAAAAAUCUGAAGAGCUCAUUGUUGAUCAUAAAGUGGAGGAGAGAGAAGUCAGGACCAAGUCUGACCAGGCAAACCUAGAGACAAAAAGUAAUUUGAUUGCACCAGCAGCUAAUUCAGAAACGAAGAUGGAGGAGCCAAAGAUAAUGGGUGUGUCUUUGAUUGAGUUUUUCACAGUAGAGGAAAUGAAGGAACAUUUAUUGAGUCUCAGGCAGUGGGUUGGUCAGGAAGUAAAAGGAAGCCCAAUGGCAUAUUCUGUUGGUGAAAACUCAUGCCAGUUGUGUGCUAUGGACAAGCUUGUGCUUGCCCCAGCACCAAUAUAUUGCUCAGCUUGCGGGGCUCGUAUGAAAUUCGGUAUGGUUUAUUAUUGCGGACUUGAUGAGAUGGGUACACAGCAUUGUUUUUGCACUUCAUGCUUCAAGAAGUCUCGUGGUGGUGAUAUCUCAUUUCAUGGCAUUUCCGUUUCCAAGGAAAAGCUUCACAAGGAAAAGAAUGACCAUGAAGAUGAAGAAUCGUGGGUUCAAUGUGAUAAAUGCAAAGGCUGGCAACACCAGAUAUGUGGUCUCUACAAUGAUAAAAGAGAUUUAGGAGGAAAAGCAGAGUAUAUUUGUCCAAAAUGCUACUUAGAAGGAAUAGAAGUUGGAGAGCGUGUGCCCUUACCAAAGACUGCUGCUUUUGGAGCAAAAGAUUUGCCAACUACUAUGCUCAGUGAUUACAUUGAGCAAAGGCUCUUUAGGCGUCUCAAUCAAGAGAGAGAGGAGAGGGCAAAUUCUUUACAAAAGAACCUUGAUGAGGUACCUGGAGCAACAGAUCUUGUUGUCAGAGUGGUGUUAUCUGUCAGUAAACUAUUGAAAGUGAAGCAGCAAUUUUUAGAUAUUUUUCAUGAUGAGAACUACCCGACAGAGUUCCCAUACAGAUCAAAGGUGAUUCUUUUGUUUCAGAAAAUUGAAGGUGUAGAUGUUUGCCUAUUUGGAAUGUAUAUCCAGGAGUUUGGUUCAGAAUGUGGUCAACCCAAUCAACGUUGCGUAUAUAUCUCAUAUCUCGAUUCUGUCAAGUACUUUAGACCCGAGAUAAGAACUGUGUCCGGUGAAGCUCUUCGUACUUUCGUUUACCAUGAAAUAUUGAUAGGAUACCUUGAUUUUUGCAAGAAACGAGGUUUUGCAACCUGCUAUAUAUGGGCAUGCCCGCCUUUGAAAGGAGAAGAUUAUAUUUUGUAUUGCCAUCCAGAGAGUCAGAGAACACCCAAGGCUGAUAAACUGCGACAGUGGUAUAAGUCAAUGCUAAGAAAAGCAGCCAAAGAGAAUAUAGUGGUGCAUUGCACUAAUUUAUAUGAUCAUUUCUUUGUUCCUACUGGAGAAUGCAACAUCAAGAUAACUGCAGCUCGUUUGCCAUAUUUUGAUGGUGACUAUUGUUCUGGUGCUGCUGUAGAUAUGAUUAAAAAUAUUGAACAAGGAAGUCAAGUAGGUUCACAGAGCAAGGGGAAAAAUGUUCUGACAAAGAGAACCUUAAAAGCUAUGGGACAUACCAAUCUUUCUGAUAAUGCAACCAAAGAUAUUCUACUGAUGCAAAAACUGGGGCAAACCAUCUUUCCUGUGAAGGAAGACUUUAUCAUGGCCCAUUUACAAUUUACUUGCAUGUGCUGUCGUGAAAUGAUACGAUCUGGAAGCCGAUGGUAUUGCAAUGAAUGCAAAAACUUUCAGCUAUGUGAAAGAUGCCAUGAUGUGGAGCAAAAUCUCAAUGAGUGGAACACACACACUUCCAAUACUGGGGAAAAACAUUUUAUCUCUCAGGUUGCAGUAAAUGAUGUGCCCAUUGAUACGGUGGAUACAGAUGUUAUUCUGGAUAAUGGUUACUUUGAGAAUAGGCACUCCUUCUUGAGCUUUUGUCAGGGGAGUCAUUAUCAGUUUGAUACACUUCGUCGUGCCAAGCAUUCCUCAAUGAUGAUUCUUUUUCAUCUCCACAACUCAACAGAGCCAGGUGUUGGGGCCACCUGCUACAUUUGCCAUCAGGAUAUUAUGGUGAACCAGGGAUGGCAUUGUGAGAUUUGUCCAGGGUUUGCUGCUUGUGAUGGAUGCUAUCAAAUUAAAGGUGGUGAUUUUCAUAUUCAUAAGUUAAGUCAACGUUCAUCCAUCAUAAAUUGUGGGGCAAAGAAUAGACAGGCUCAGCUGCACAAACAUAUGCCGAUGAGGGAAGCCCUUGAUGUUCUUCUGAUGCAUGCCUCUCAAUGUAAUGCGACCAAAAUCAAACCCUGCUCCUAUCCAAACUGCCUUCAGGUGAGAAAGCUCUUCCACCAUACACAGCAAUGCAAUCUUCGGCUUGCUGGGGGUUGUCAAGUCUGUCAGAAAAUCUGGAAGCUGCUGAAGGAGCACUCAAAAAAUUGUAGAGAUUCUGGUUGUGGAGUACCGCGCUGCAUGGAUCUGAAGAAGCGUGCCGAACUGCUUGCAUCACAAUCUGAAACUCGCCGAAGAGCUGCGGUUGUAGGGUCACUAAGAGAUAGCUGAGAAGAUAUUGUUAUAGAUUGAUCAUUGUCAGCGACCAUUUGUACAGUCAAAACAGAGCGAGAAUUGUACAGUUAGCUAGCAGGCUUAGACAAAAGUAUGAGUCACCCAUUUAUAUCAGAUAUUAAGAUGGAUUAUCCAGAUAAGGAAUUCGUUCAAUACAUACCAAGUUUGGAGAGAGAUUUGGUGUACAGACGAAAAGUAGUAAUUAUUAUUUAGUUUUGCACCAAACUACAAUUGUGUAUAUCUUUCUUGUGCAAGAAUACAUUUCAGAGUAGUUUGUAAAUACACCUUCCAUUUUUUCCUUCUAGAUUUUUAUCUUGGUUUGGUUGUGUAGUUUAGUCAGGUACAUAUUUUGACAAAUUCAUGUGGAAUAAUAAAUUUGAAGAGAUCCAUUUUUGCUA
Molecule: messenger RNA, 4990 nt
Organism: Camellia sinensis
Lineage: Eukaryota; Viridiplantae; Streptophyta; Magnoliopsida; Ericales; Theaceae
Product: histone acetyltransferase HAC1
Biological process (GO): positive regulation of transcription by RNA polymerase II
Cellular component (GO): transcription regulator complex; histone acetyltransferase complex
Molecular function (GO): histone acetyltransferase activity; chromatin DNA binding; transcription coactivator activity
Source: RefSeq, a predicted model, not a curated record